Molecule: messenger RNA, 5804 nt
Organism: Catharus ustulatus (Swainson's thrush)
Lineage: Eukaryota; Metazoa; Chordata; Aves; Passeriformes; Turdidae
Product: protein FAM78B
Exons: 2
Coding region: 2-787 (261 amino acids)
Source: RefSeq, a predicted model, not a curated record
CAUGGGGUGCCUGCAGAGUGUGGCCUGCAAGGCGCGGGUGCGCCGCGAGCAGAUCGUGGUGUCGGACGUGUCGGCCACCAUCGAGCCGGCGGCCACGGCCAUCGAGGAGAGCUCGCCGGUGGUGCUGCGGUACCGCACGCCCUACUUCCGCGCCUCCGCCCGCGUCCUCAUGCCGCCCAUCGCCCGGCGCCACACCUGGGUGGUGGGCUGGAUCCAGGCCUGCAACCACAUGGAGUUCUACAACACCUACAGCGACCUCGGCGUGUCAAGCUGGGAGCUGCCCGACCUGCGAGAAGGACGAGUAAAAGCCAUCAGCGACUCGGAUGGGGUGAGCUACCCCUGGUAUGGAAACACCACAGAAACCGUGACCCUGGUUGGGCCCACCAACAAGAUCUCCAGGUUCUCGGUGAGCAUGAAUGACAAUUUCUACCCCAGUGUGACGUGGGCCGUCCCUGUGAGCAACAGUAACGUGCCGCUGCUGACCAGGAUUAAAAGGGACCAGAGCUUCACCACGUGGCUCGUGGCCAUGAACACGACCACCAAGGAGAAGAUCAUCUUGCAGACUAUAAAGUGGAGGAUGCGAGUGGACAUUGAGGUGGAUCCCAUGCAGCUGCUGGGGCAGCGGGCACGGCUGGUGGGCAGGACUCAGCAGGAGCAGCCACGGAUCCUCAGCAGGAUGGAGCCCAUCCCACCCAACGCGCUGGUGAAGCCCAACGCCAACGACGCCCAGGUCCUCAUGUGGAGGCCCAAGAGAGGGCAGCCCAUAGUGGUGAUACCUCCCAAGUAGGGCGUGCAGGUGAGCGCCUGGGUGCCCCCAGCCCCGCUGCAGGCGAACAGGGUUUCCGAGCCAAAGCAGACCUCUCGGCUUCUCCUGCCUUUGUUGUUGUGGUUGGAAACGUGGCUCCUCCUCGGUCAGAAAUAGAGCCUGGCUGGCACGAGGGUGCAGAAGAGGGUUUGCUGAGCUGGAGGAUUUCCCAGGAAGCAGAAUGGAGUGUUUGCAGCUGGCACAGAGGCUACCUGACGUAAAGGACUCGCCUUUCCUUGCGGGGCAGUGCGAGGAGCAGGAGUGUGGUUGAACCAUGCCCGUGGCAGAUGCUGUUUCCCACCCAGCUGGAGGGAGAGGAGAGGCUGCUGCAGUGCCCCAUGUCCCUGCUCUGUCCAUACCUAUGCAUUUCAGAUGGAUAACCCGCCCUGGGAUGGGAGCAGGCAGGAGGGCUGGCAGUGGGGUGGGAAUGGGCAGUGCUGGGGGGCAAGCAGAGCCCGGUGCUGUUUGCUCCCCGGGGAGCAGGACACGUUUUGCAUGCGUCUGGGUGUGUUUGGAGUAGUCGUGAGUGUAGGAGAUGCCGUAGCUCUUUUCCGUCUUGGAGUGAGGUCUGAGGGCAGGUUAGAUGUCCUUUUGUUUUAAGGUGCACUGAGUCUUUGCAGUUGCUCAGCCUCCCCUCCCAAGUCCUGCUGGCCCUUCUCUUACAGAAGCAGAACGGAUUCUCAGCCGAGUGAGGAGUGGGGAGCGGUGCCAUUCCCCCAGCCCAGGUGCUCAGUGUGUGUGGGGUACACAAGCCAGCUCAGAGGUACCCCUGGAGUCACUUUGCUUCACUGCAGACCCCACUCCCUUGCUAGAAGUUGGGUGCUUGCUUGUUUUCCGUGCAAAUGCUGGCUCACAUGGAGACCUCUUCCCCAGCCACCCAUGGAGCAGAGGGGCUACUGGCUGGGCCACCAGUGGAGGGGACUGCACGCCUUGUGGUAACUCCCCAAGCUCUGUGGAAGGCAGGGAUGUGAGUGGAGGCUGUUGAGGGCAGGCCUGGGUUUGCCUGGGAAGGAGGAGGUGAAUGUGCUGCCUGCUGAGCUUGAGAGGGGUCACAGGGGGAUUUAUUUGCCUUUCUCCUCAUUCCUUGCUGCCUGGAUGGCUGGCAUCAGCUGGUCCAUGGGGCAGCGGGGUGCUGGGGCAAUUCCCAGGAUCUCACCCCGGAGCUGCAGCAGAGGCUUAAACCAUGGUUGUGCUGCUGCUCUGGCUCCAUACUCCUGGGCAGCUGGUUACAGCUUCUGCUGCUUUCUCUGCUCUCUCCUCCCCAGUGUGAGCCCUGCAGCUCCUCCAGCUCGAAGCCCUGCCUUCUUCACUCUGCAGGAGGGAUUGGCUGCCCUGGGGAUGCAGGUCAUUCCCGGGACAUUCCUGCUGGGAAGGUCCCACGUGCUAUCCUGGGGAGGAGCCUGGGUGACACUUCUGUGCACAGGGGCUCUUGAGGCAUCUUAGACCAAAAAUCCCUGUGAAAUCCCCGUGCUAUUUAUUGCCCUCAGUAGUGUUUGCUGCUGAUGCAGUUCUUUAUUUAUUUUUUGUCUGGGAGCGUUUCCUUUUGACGCCUUGGCUCAACAUUUCCCUGUGCCGGGGCCGCUCCUGCUCCUCCCGCCCGGCCUCACACCGGGCUGGGAACCUGCUGCUUUCCGUGCCUAUGUGGGGGUUUAUAGGGGCUGCAGCCUUGCUGUGGGGCAGCUUGGGAGGGAGAGAGGGCUUUGAGCUUUGGUUUGCUGUGUUUUCUCCCACAGGGAGCUUGCUGGUGUGGGAAGAUGUCCUGCUCUUGUGAGACUGUGGCUUUGUCCUGGUGUGGGACUGAUGGCAGGUUUUGCCAUCACUGAUGUUUUGUUUCUCAAAAAGUGUGUGUGGAGAGGGGUUAGAAACUUGAAAUACAAUUUUCCUUAAGGACUGGGGGAGGAGGGGUAAGUACCUUUUGGUUUGAAGUAGGGCAGGUGUAUACUUUUGACCCAGGGGGACAAAAACAUAUCUGGCAGCAUCAGAGUUAAAACACCAGAGGAAGAGGUUCCCCAAAAAACAGGUGGCUCCCAGGGAGCUUCCUGCUGGGAGAGGAUGCUGUGUCCAGAGGCUGUGUGAGCCAGCUCCCCAAAACCCAUGGGAAAUGGCUGCAUGCUGCUGUCAGCCUGGGGAGCUGUCUGGGAGAAUGGGAACACUGCUGGAGGGGGGCUGUUGGACUCAUUGACACCUUUUGGGAUUUGCUGGCCAGUCUGAGCCACUGAGACAGCAGUAGCUGAAUUUCUGUCCAUGAAUGUCUGCAACAUCCUGGUGCCAGGGUGAGGCUCUGUGCCUGGCUGUAGCCAUGUGCCUGACCCCCCCAGGGCUGCUCCAGCCUGCAGGCAGGUGUUGGCUGAGCCCUGGGGCCAUGCCUGUGUUUUCACCUCUCCAGGCUUCUGCCAGACUUCCAUCCCUGCUCCUCUGAGGCUGGAUUUUUUGCACUUAACUCAGUUUGGUGCAUGGGUUGUCUUUGUGGGCAUUUCCCCGUUAAAAAAGAAAGGGGAGAAAAAAAUUGCAAAAAUUGUUUGCAAAGAAAUACGUGCAAGCAGCAUUUCCAGAAAGGUGCAGGCAUUUUGCAUGUUGGCAAAAGGUGUUCACACCAGGGUGGAGGUGGAGCUCUGGGGCUGGUGCUGCUCAAAGGAAGGAGGGGAGGUGGUGGGGGAGAGCUCCCAUGUGUGAGUCUGAGUUUGGCUCAUUCCCUGUGGCUGGAUGAGCACUCAGACCCCCAUGGGAUGCUUUCCCUGCACCCCCCUUCCCCACCAGCACCCUGUUAUCUCAGGGAGGGGCAGCUCAUGGAAAUGCCCAUCCUCAUGCUCCCCAUGCCCUGAGCCUCGGGGUGCCCUCAGCCUCCUCGGGUCACUUAUUUAUUUAUCUAUCUAUUUAUUUAUUUAUUUAUUGGUAUUUAUUGACAACUGGAAGUGGGGGGUGGGUGGGGAGGGGUAAUUUCUGCUGCACAGUGGGGGCAGCUGGGUCUCCCCCACACACCCAGCCCCCCCUGCAUUUUGGGAUGCUGCUGGGAGCACCUCUGGGGAGGGAUGCCCCACGCUCCCAUCCCCUUUUUGAGAGGGAGAAAAAAGAAGGGGAACCACAGUGGUGCCUGCGGGGAGGGCACCCUGUGUUCCUCCCCUCCCUGCAGGAGCUUGGUGCUCCCUCCUGUGCCCAUCCCUGUUUACUGACCCGGCCUCCUGGCGCUUCUCCCGCCGGAUUUGCUGUUUCCAGAGGGCGGGAGGAGCCAGGAUGGAUGAAUGUCACUACUGAGAACAGACCAAACCAGGUAUUCUGCUGCCGCGUGGGGAAAAUCAGAACGAGAGGAAAGCUGGUUUUGCAGAGUGCCUUAAACACAAAUGACUUUACCGAGUAGGGGGCUUGGACUUCUGUCUCUGGAUGUUAUUACCAACUCGAAAAGUGUUGCAUUUUACUUCUCUGGGAUUAAAAGAAAACUACUCGAGCUGUACUGGAGCCAAAGCUUGUGUUUGCUUGAGUCUCUCUGGCUGGUUUGUACCUCUGGGGCCACGGCAGCACCGUGGAGCAGGCAAAUUGAAUUACUGGCAUUUCAAUCAGCCCCUGCCUGCCUCAGCAGUGGCACCAGUGCUUGUCCCUGCUGGCUUUAAGCCCUUGGGUCUGCUGACAGGGUUUGCUCCACUUUGUCCUGCCUUGCAGUUGGCUUCUGUGAUGUCCCAGAGAGGUUGUGCUGGCCCUGCAGUGCCCUUCCCCAGGGCAUGCUCUGAGCAGGCUGUUUGCACAAAGGUUGCUGUGGGGCUGUGUCCGUGAGCUUCCAGAAAAUUGGGCAAAGCUUGGAGGGGGCAGACAUUCCUUUUUCCCUUAGGAAACCAGAUCAAAGCAAGGGAACAGCAAGAGACCCAGGAGUUCAUGCAGCCCAACCAUGGGAACUAGGAAAGCUGUCCAGCCUGAUAAAGCUGAAAAGCUACACAGAAAACAACGUGUUUCUUUUUUGAGAUUGUAGAUUCCCCCUCCCCUUUCUUGCAGAGUGGAAGAGCGAGAACAAAAGUCAGCCCAGAUACCAACUGUUCCCAUCUUCCAGUCAAAAUAAUUCAUGGGAAUAAUAUGGAAUUUCAUAACGAGAGUUCAUUUAAAAGCCAUUUGGGGAAAUACACCAAUAUUCACUGCAUAGGCAAUUAAAGAUUAAUAACCCCUUUUUUGUGGGGGGAGGGAUAAUGAAAGAGGGUUGUAGGUGUUGCCUGAGGUUUAGCCUGAAAGGGGGAUCUCAUUGCAUCUGAUGCACUGCUCACCUUAAACAUCAAACCUGCCAGUCCCCACUUGCUGGGAGGGUACAUUUGUGCCCCAAGACAGCUGAUUUCUUUAACAGCUGCUCCUUUUGGGUGUUGCUGGCUGUGCUGGGCAUUGAGGGAUGCUGGCAGCCACCCUACGAGCUAUUCAGUGAGCAGCUUCCUUUCCUACUGUUAUAUUAAAACAUUGCUCAUCUCCUGACAAAUCCCUGAGAUGGGGGUGUGGGAGAGCAGGCAGGAGUUUGCACAGCUCCUGUCCUGCCUGCUCAUAGCCAAGGGCAGGCCAGGCUGAGGCACAUUCUUCCUUCCCAGCAGGGGAAGCACGAGUGCCUUGUCUGAGACCGUGUGCCCUGGGACAACCUGUCUUUCCAAAAUGCCCUCCUUGCAGAGCAAGAACAAGGGCAGUUUGUGCUGCUGCCACCCCCCUCCAGAGCCUGGGCACAAAUCCCAGCUGCAUGGCCACUGUAAAUGCUGUGGGGUGCCUGCCAGCAGAGACACACAAGGGACACUGCUGGUAGUACUGAAGGUCAGUUUAUUUGCUUGAUUCCCUCUUCCACAAAACCUGGAAACAAUCACCUUCCAGCAAGACAUGAUAAAGCAGUUAAGAAGCGAGAGAUUUGGCUCUGCAGCUCCUCCCCUACUCCUGGGACCAAAGGUUAGAUGGCUGCUCUGAAAGGCACGCAGCAGCUCCCUGUCCCAGCAGGACACCCCUUCUUGCCACACCUCUGGGACAACCAUGGCUGGGAGCAAACGGGACA